AUGCCGGUUACAACACGUGCUGCUGCUUUGAAAUCUGGGACUAAGAAGGACAAUAUGGCUUCAGCUAGAGUUUCCAUUAAGAAAAAAGGACGAUCACGGUCACAGAAACAACAACAAACAAAAACGCAGGAAGAUCCACUACCGACGACUCUUGUUGCGUCUGAAGUACGUCCUGUCGUGGAGCAACAAUCAACAGAUCAAAUGGUUCUUCAUCUUGACGACGACAACAGCAAGAAGAAUGAUGAGAUGGAUAUAU
Molecule: messenger RNA, 256 nt
Organism: Adineta ricciae
Lineage: Eukaryota; Metazoa; Rotifera; Eurotatoria; Adinetida; Adinetidae
Source: the annotation of a GenBank genome assembly